Molecule: messenger RNA, 1461 nt
Organism: Exophiala mesophila
Lineage: Eukaryota; Fungi; Ascomycota; Eurotiomycetes; Chaetothyriales; Herpotrichiellaceae
Product: NADH-cytochrome b5 reductase 1
Exons: 3
Coding region: 312-1247 (311 amino acids)
Cellular component (GO): endoplasmic reticulum
Molecular function (GO): oxidoreductase activity
Source: RefSeq, a predicted model, not a curated record
AACGCAGCCUGGUGCCCAUGUCUCUUCUCCGGGGAGGUCUCUUGUAGUCGCCAGUAUUGCAAUAGAUUACUCCUCUCAACAGUGAUCAAGAGGACUGUGCAUCCCAGAGGAUCCAGGUCUUGGUUCAUUUUCAUCCUCGUGGAGAGCUGCUAUUGUGUCUCUUGCCCCACAUUAGUUUCCGCCUGUUGCUCCCGACUUUCAUUUUACUCCGACAGCCACUUGCGAGUCACUCGUCAACUCAGACCACUCUCUCCCUCUUCGUCUAUCCCAAACAUUGAGUUGACGAGAGUGUUCACUUGACAAGUGCAAAAAUGAGUUCGGCUCUUUCCCAACAGAAUGUCACGGGUGUCUACCUCCCCUCAGUGGUGAUGCUCGUGGCUGUUGCCAUUACCAAGAAGGAGUGGCUUCCAUACGCAGCAGCCCUAGCUGCCGUGGUGAGCGGUAUCAAGGUCUUUCUCAGUGGACCACCCAAAUCACGAAAGGCCCUGAUCCCUGAUCAAUUCCAACACUUUCCAGUCACCAAGAUCACCAAGACCUCCCACAAUGUCUCCAUCUACCGUCUCGGCCUUCCAAAUCCCACCGAUAUCCUUGGUCUUCCCAUCGGCCAGCACAUUUCCCUCGCUGCUACUCCCAAAGGCGCCGAGAAAGAGGUGGUGCGGUCCUACACUCCCAUCUCGUCUGACGAGGACAAGGGCUUCGUGGAUGUCUUGAUCAAGGCAUAUCCCCAAGGCAACAUCAGCGCCCACAUGACGACGUUGAAGGUGGGAGACACGAUCAAAGUCAGAGGACCCAAGGGUGCCAUGGUCUACACUCCCGACCUGGCCAAGCACAUCGGCAUGAUCGCUGGCGGCACUGGUAUCACCCCGAUGCUGCAGAUUGCUCGAGCCAUCAGCCGUGGAAGACCCAGCAAAGGAGGUAAAGAUACAACCAAAGUGGAUUUGAUCUUUGCCAACGUCAACCCCGACGACAUUCUGCUCAAGGACGAAAUCGAUGCACUUGCCCGCGAGGACCCCAACUUCAGUGUGUACUACGUGCUCAACAAUCCACCCGAAGGUUGGACGGGCGGAGUGGGCUUCGUGACACCCGACAUGAUCAAGGCCAAAUUACCUGCUCCAGGACCAGAUGUCAAGAUCCUGAUGUGCGGUCCUCCACCUAUGAUCAGCGCGCUCAAGAAGGCGACCGAGGGAUUGGGCUUCCAAAAGGCCAGACCAGUGAGCAAACUGGAAGAUCAGGUGUUUUGUUUCUAGGCUGCUUCGUGCUGAUACAUAAGGGAGACGUGUCUGUGCUGCCGGGGUACGGAUAUCAGAGACUCGCCAUGAGUAGAAGCAUGUAUUCAAUAGAAUAAGUCGCAACAAGAUCUGAGAACCAAGCAUUCUGUGACUGCACUCUUGAAAUCACAACGAGAUUCUGCAUCCGUGGGCCCAACUCGGUACAUAUGUCACGUGGCACGAUGGAUGGACG